Messenger RNA from Plasmodium yoelii, 381 nucleotides. RefSeq names its product conserved Plasmodium protein, unknown function. Bases 1 to 381 code for a protein of 126 amino acids. The transcript has 2 exons. Lineage: Eukaryota; Apicomplexa; Aconoidasida; Haemosporida; Plasmodiidae. The record is from RefSeq and is a predicted model, not a curated record.
AUGUAUAGUGCCUGUCGAUUUUUAAGAACAUAUUCUUCGACUAUCAAAAACAUCAAUAAUGAAGAAUUACAAAUUUUAAAAAAAAAACUAAGAUAUAAAUUUAAAAGUGUUGGUAUGCUUGAACUGGAUACGCUAAUAAAUAAUUACAUAAAUUCGAACAUAAAUACAAUAGAUAAAGGGAGAGAAAAGUUGUUAUAUAAUUUAAUGGAAAUAAAUACUGUCGAUUUAUUGAAACUCUUUUAUUUUUAUUCAGAUAAAAAUAAUAAUGACCUUGGAAAAUUAUCAGAAUAUUUAAAAGAUAAAGAUGAACAGGAAGUUAAAAAUACAUUCAAAUUGUUAACUGACAUUUUACAUAAUAAUGAAAAUACAAAAAAAAGUUAA